AGAUUUUUUUUAAUUAAUUUUUUUAACUGCCUAUUUUGGGGCAUCAUUAACUAUGCGGCGAUUCAGGCUGCGCGGCCCCUUUAAAUCUCUCGCUCCCUGCCCUCCCGAGCUCUCGACUAUAAGUGCAGUUAUACAGUGCAUAAUCAAAGUUCACACAGCUAAUAUAACCCUCAAAUGGAUCUUUACAAGAUGUUCAUCAUGCAUGCUGCAUGCAUGGAUCGGAUCAUAUCUCCUGUCACUCCAGACUGAAAACCGCUGAUCAAACUUCAAUCUUGUCUAAAAGUGUCCUGUACCUUUAAGGUUUCUCGAACACUUCCGUGAUAAACAGAUCUGAUCCUCUUGUUCGGUGUGUCAGGUCACUGAUGGUCAGUGAUGUCUCUGCUGGUGUUCUCCGUGCCUCUGCUCCCGGUUGUGGCCGUGAUGACGGCUCUUUUCCGCUCACCGCUGUCGGCCCUGUGCCGUCAGGUGUAUUCUGGCAUACUGAAGCUUUCUCACAGGAAGGUCUGUGUCAGCUCCACUCACGCCUAUGUCUUCUCCAACUGCACCCACGGACAGGCUCAGAGUGUUCUGCUGACCUUUGACCUCUACUCCACCACACACGCCUCCUCCAACAUUGGCCCUCAGAAAGGAGCGUUUCUGGAUGAGAUUGUGACGCGUGAAGCUCCGCUGAGGGUUUUGGAGUUGGGGACACACUGUGGCUACGCUUCCGUCAGGAUUCUGCGUCUGCUCCCUCCGUCUGGAAAACUGCUGACUGUAGAGCUGGAUCCUCUGACAGCAGAUCGAGGGGAGGAGAUCAUACUAGUGGCAGGCUUCAAAAACCAGCAGUUUCAGGUGCUGACAUGCUCCUCGGCUGAGGCCAUCUCUUCUUUACCCUCUCACACUGGGAAUGAUGGUCUGGAUCUGGUUCUAAUGGAUCAUGACCCUGAGCUUUACCUUCAAGACCUGCUGGCCUUACAGAGAGGGAAUCUGCUCUCUACCUCCUGUGUUGUGUUGAUCAACAGAGCUCUGACGCCUGGAGCUCCAGACCUUCUGGAGUACGUGACAGCCAGACCGCAGAGCUUCAGCGUGGGCAGACAACUCCAUGGACUGAUGGAGAUACGCUGCCAUACAGGAAUGAGUCCUCAAACCCACAACUGAGUUCACAUUUCAGCACUUCUGCUUCCAUCGGCCCAAAGUCAGUGGGUUUCUGGUUAAAUCCCUGAAAUAAGGUCUGUGGUUAACACAAGUUCAAGAUAUUCUCAUGUUUUAAUCUGUCAAACAGGAAAACUCCACUCAUCCACUCAACAUAAUUAUUAUAUGCUUGUUUAGUUUUGUCUUCUGAUAUGAUCUUCCUAGUCGAGUCUCAGGACUAAAGUGAUGUUAAUUCUGUUCAACUAAUGUUUAUUGCCCUACUGUUGUACUUUAGUUUGAACUUGUUCAAUAUAUAAAUGAAAUGAAUAAAAAUCUACUCACUACCCUUUUGUCAAGAAAUUAUAGCUACUAUUAGUAAUUUA
Molecule: messenger RNA, 1493 nt
Organism: Ctenopharyngodon idella (grass carp)
Lineage: Eukaryota; Metazoa; Chordata; Actinopteri; Cypriniformes; Xenocyprididae
Product: transmembrane O-methyltransferase homolog
Exons: 5
Coding region: 373-1137 (254 amino acids)
Biological process (GO): catecholamine catabolic process; developmental process; dopamine metabolic process
Molecular function (GO): catechol O-methyltransferase activity
Source: RefSeq, a predicted model, not a curated record